AAUGUCUGCUGCUCUGAGACUUAUCAGGAGAAUGCUGAGCCAGAGGAUAACUCUAGCUGCCUUUCUGCUCUUCAUCCCAACAUCUCAAUGUUCAACAAAAAAUGAUUCCCCUUUUUCACUCUCUAACAGGGCCACUGGUUUCUGUUUGCUGAAAAGAUCAACCCGCUGCCUUGAAGUGCGCUGGACGACCGGUGAUCGGCUUUUUGUAACCUCAACCAAAAAGUGCCUUGGAGCGCAGGGCAGAAGUGUGGGGAGUGAAGUGAGCCAAUAUGAUUGUGACGACAGGAGCGUCCUACAAAAGUGGGAAUGCAAGAACGAAACACUGCUUGCCCUCAAAGGCCAACAGCUCUAUAUUGAGGUCAAAGCUGACGAAACAAUCGCUCUCUCCAGAAGAAUCGGGCCGAAUAAUGAGCUUACAAUCCCUGGGACAUCCAGCGGUGCUUGUUCGAGAACAUACAGAGAACUUUUCACCAUUGAGGGAAAUGCGUAUGGUAAGAUCUGCAUGUUUCCCUUCCUGUACAAAGACCGGUGGUUUGGAGACUGCACUACAUACGACUCCUCAACAAAGCGUCUUUGGUGUGCGAUUGGAACAAAAUAUGAACACGAACAGUGGGGAUACUGCCCGACUUCUUCCACAGACCACUGGUCGAAGAACGUUAUAUCAGGAGCGUAUUACCAGGUCAACAAACAGUCGGUUCUCUCCUGGUCUCAGGCUCACACCAGCUGCAAACAGCAGGGUGCCUCCAUGCUCAGUGUCACCGAGCCCCACGACCAGGCUUUCCUCUCCGCACUACUGGGAACAGGGAAACAUAAACUUUGGAUUGGACUGGUCCUGGACCAAGAACACAACUGGCAGUGGACGGAUGCGAAGCCCUUCCGUUAUCUGAGAUGGACUGCAGGACAUCCACUUCCUAAUCCGGGACACAACUGUGCAUUUCUGGACUCUGCUGGGCAGCAGACUUGGCAGAGCUCAUCCUGCAGCAAGAAAAUGGGCUACAUCUGCUACAAAGACGGGGCCCCGCCAACUCACCCAGAAAUUGAGCAAGGAUUUUGUUCACCCCCUUGGAUUCCCUACAAUGGCCACUGCUUCCACCUUCAGCGUGUUCUGAAAUCGUGGUCCGAUGCUCAGAAAGAGUGCCGCAAAGAAGAAGGAGAGUUGGUGAGCAUCCGCAAUGUGGAGGACCAAAGCUUUGUCAUCUCGCAACUUGGAUUAGGAACCACUGAUGAGGUUUGGAUUGGACUGAAUGACAUCAGAACAGAGGGGCUGUUUGACUGGAGUGACCACUCGGCUGUCACCUUCACCAGCUGGGCGUUUGGGGAACCAUCUGUCUCCACGGUUACCGAGGACUGUGUUCUCAUCAAGGGAGAGAAUGGGUUCUGGGCGGAUCGCGUGUGUGAUGAGAAACAUGGCUUUAUCUGCAUGAAGCAGAGCGCCACUGAACGCUCUGGAGAUGAAAUAGAAGACACGGCUAAAGGUUGCAAAGCUGGGUGGAAAAGCCACGGCUCCUACUGCUACUUUGUAGGAACGGAGACAAAGACUUUUGAUCAAGCUAAAGAAGACUGCAAGGCCUCAGGCUCCUACUUAGUAGAUGUAUCAAAUGGGGUGGACAAUGCUUACCUUGUCAGCUUGGUGGGGUUGAGACCAGAGAAAUACUUCUGGCUCGGCCUCUCAAACCAGAAAAACAUUGAUCAAUUUAGGUGGACCAACUCAGAGUUUGUGAAGUUUACUCACUGGAACACUAACAUGCCAGGGUAUGAACAGGGCUGCGUUGCAAUGACAACUGGGGUUUUGGCCGGACUGUGGGAUCUGCUGCCCUGCACCAAUGCGGAGAAAUACAUCUGUAAAUACCUGGCAGAUGGUGCAGUUUUAACCGUGCCACCGCCAACUCAAACUCCUCCUAAGUGUGAGGAAGGUUGGGUUCGAGUGGGAACAAGAAACCUCUGCUCUAAGUUUUUCACAGGGCCUCGUGCAGAUGAGAAGACGUGGUUUGAGGCCAGGGAUUACUGCAGGGCCAUCGGAGGAGACCUGCUCAGCAUCCACAGCAAUAUUGAGCUUUAUGUGGGACGACAUGGAAGAGCCUGGAUUGGACUACGCAUGGCUGCUGAUGCGACCGCUGGUUAUACAUGGAGUGAUGGAUCCGCGGUAAACUUCCUGCACUGGCAGGAAGGAGAGCCAAACAAUCAGAAUGACAGCGAAUCGUGUGCUGAAUACAGAAUGUAUAACUGGGACGAGGCUGGGUCUUGGAGCGAUGUGAACUGUGAAAGUUACAAUGACUGGCUGUGUCAGAUCCGUGCAGGAGUGAUUCCAAAACCACCUCCAAAUAAUACUGCAGUGGUGCAUAACACUACUUCAGAUGGCUGGACUGUGUGGAAAGGGAAUCACUAUUUAUUUAACCAACACUCAAUGACCAUGGAGGAUGCUCGACACUUCUGUCGGCAGAGGCAUGGUGACUUGGUAUCCAUCAUCACUAAAGAGGAAAAUACCUUCAUAUGGAAACAGAUUUCCAGAAGCUAUGCAACAUACUAUAUAGGUAUGUCAGUGGAUCUUGAUGGGUCAUUUUGGUGGAUGGAUGGGUCUUCGUUGGGGGUACAAAAAUGGGCUGACGAUCAACCAAAUACGGAAGCCUUUAAUGAGAACUGUGUUAGCAUGUAUUAUUAUAAUGCCGAAUGGCGCACUUGUAAUUGUGGCCAAGAGCACCAGUUCAUUUGUAAACGCAGAGGCUCAGCACCCGUCAACUCCACUGCAGCUCCCACAGUUGCCCCGAAAGGCGGCUGUCCACUCAAGUGGAACAAAUUGGACUCAAAGUGUUACCGUAUCAACACUAACCAGCCGACCACCUGGGAUGAAGCCAGGAAACAGUGCAUAACCAUGGGAGGCAAUUUAGCCUCAAUUCCCACAAGGCGCAUUCAAGCAUUUUUGACCACCAAAAUGGCUGAAAUAGCAUCUAUCGACCUCUGGAUCGGUUUAAGCAGUUUAAAACAAGAUGGGUUUUACUGGACUGAUGGCAAAGCAAGGCGAUACACCAACUGGGGCUAUUCUAAAAACCGACGUCGUCAUGGGUCCUUUUAUCAACGAUGGAAUGAGGAAGACUGUGUUGUGAUGACCAACAGUCCUACCCUUGGCACCGGUAAAUGGAUGAUUAAGUCCUGCAAUGACACAAAUGGAUUUGUCUGUGCCAGAAAUCUUGACCCAAGUAUAUCGCCCAAACCAGAGCCAGGAGUUCCCAACAUCUACGUAACUCUGGGCAAUGACAGUAUCAAGGCUGUAACAAAAAAUCAGACCUGGGAGGAGGCCCAGAAACAAUGUGAAGGGGAUAAAGCCAACCUGAUUAGCCUGCGAAAUGAUUGGACGCAGGCCUACGUCGAGCUGCUGGCCAUGAAUGUCAAAUCUCCUAUUUGGAUUGGACUGAACAAAGAGAAGACACAUUAUUUUAGGUAUAUUGACGGCUGGCACAUGGCCUCUGCAAACUGGGCUGAAGGGGAACCAAGCAGUAACAAACCUUGUGUGUACCUGGAUGUGGAUGGGAAAUGGAGGACUGCUUUAUGCAAUCAGACCAUGUACAGCGUUUGCAUGCAGUCUACAGAUGUGCCACCAACAGAGUCGUCUAUCUUCCCAGGGGUUUGCCCUGAAGAGACAAAUGAGGAGUACCACCAGAGUUAUACCUGGCUGCCAUAUAAGGGCCAUUGUUAUGUGUUUGUAACAGAGGAAAUUGAAUGGGCAGAUGCAGCUAGCAGCUGUGUCAGGCAUGGUGGAAUCCUGGCUAGCAUUGAAGAUCCUGAUGAGCAACAAUUCAUUCAAAGCAAUGUGGAAAUAUUUCAGGACAGUCACAGUUCUUUCUGGAUCGGCCUGUAUAAAACUCAUAAAGGCACAUGGAAGUGGUUGGAUAAAACAGUCAUGGACUACACUAACUGGGCUGAAGAGGAGCCUGAUGACGACGACUAUGGAGAGAUUGGAACCUCAGAUGGAGCUUGGAGAUCAGGUCGUAGAUGGCAUGACCGAGCAUACAUCUGUGAAACACCCAAAGUGAUGCCCUCAGAUCCAGGAUCAAAAUUUGAACCUCACGGGGGUGGGAAAACUCGCAGUCGUGUCCACACAAGUUUGAUAGUUGUGCUGAUCAUCACUGUCACUUCUUCGCUGAUAGUCCUUGCAUUCUACAUGUACAAGAAGUCUCCUCGUCCCUCACCAACCCCCUUUGACAAUCCACUCUACUUCGACAGCGAACGAUCCCAGCCCGAUGUGGUCGACACCAACAAACUAAUAGAGAGUGCAGAAGUAGAAAACCCUGAGCCUAUUAUAACUCUGUGAUUAAUAAAGUAGCCCAUUCUAGUGGAACAUACAUAGUAAUUUACUGUAUCCCAGACUGAUGUAUUAAACUCUGAUGCUUCAUUUGUGUUUUUGCUUUGAUUGUUGUUGUUUUUACUAUAUUUGGUAUAUAUUCAGUUAUUUAACAAUAUGUUACUAAGUGUGCGUUUCAAUGAAGUUGGCAUUGUCUGACUUCGUGGAACAGAACAAUUUAGGCUCUAGGAUGUCUCAAUGGGAAUGAUUGGUAUUUGAUUUUGUCUUUGUAUCUAUGAUUGAAUGUAUAUAAAUGUGCUAAUACUCACUAGAUGCUGUUCAUUGCUUGUACUCUUGAAAUGUGUAAAAAAAAAUCCCCCUGCCUGUCACUGUUAAAGAACAUUAAAUUUGGCACUAAGCAA
Molecule: messenger RNA, 4698 nt
Organism: Centropristis striata (black sea bass)
Lineage: Eukaryota; Metazoa; Chordata; Actinopteri; Perciformes; Serranidae
Product: macrophage mannose receptor 1-like
Exons: 31
Coding region: 2-4306 (1434 amino acids)
Source: RefSeq, a predicted model, not a curated record